This is a messenger RNA of Coturnix japonica (Japanese quail), 17648 nucleotides long. RefSeq names its product HemK methyltransferase 1, mitochondrial release factors N(5)-glutamine (gene HEMK1). Gene Ontology annotation, biological process: protein methylation. Gene Ontology annotation, cellular component: mitochondrion. NCBI's taxonomy places the organism in Eukaryota, Metazoa, Chordata, Aves, Galliformes, Phasianidae. The record is from RefSeq and is a predicted model, not a curated record. Gene Ontology annotation, molecular function: nucleic acid binding; protein methyltransferase activity.
CUGGAGGGUGCUGGCUGGGGCCUGUUUUUCCCUGUGUUGCCCCACUGGGAGCCGACCCAGCUUGCAAGUUUCCUGUGGUUUCACCCUAUGUACCUUUUCCCUUCCCCCUCGUCUGCAAUGUGGGGUGGCUCAAUGCAGAAGCCUGCUGGCCAUGUAGCACACCUUUGAGCAUGCCUGCUAGGCUGGGACUUGGGAGUUCAGAACAGGACAAGGGGAACCAGGCCAGCAGAGCUGCAAGCCAAUGACCUUUUUGUUCUGCCCUGAGGAGCUUCUGCUGAUUGAGAUCAGGUGGUGCUUAGCCAAAGAGGCUCGUGGCUGCACUGAGUGUUGUGUGAGUCUCUUCAUGGAUUAGAUCAGCUGACAGAAACAAGGAACCCAGGUGGAAACCAGGAGGUGACUUUGCAGCAAUGAAGUGCCUCACCCCCUCACUGCUCAGGAGAUUCUGGGGGCUUUUGCCUCAGUGUAUGUCAGUGGGACCUAGUCUAAGUCCUAACCUCAGUGCCAAGCAGUCCUCUUUGAGACAGAGUUGCAGUGCAAGACCUGAGCUGUUGACUGCCCCUGAUGUGGUCAGCUACUGGCAAAAGGUGUUUGAGAAGAAUGGGAUUCCUGAAGCACGAGAAUCCAGUGAAUAUAUCGUGUCAUUUGUCUUGGGAGCAAAAACAUUUCAGAGCUUGGACUCCAAAAAACUCUGCGCUCCACUUACAGCAGCACAGCAGGAACAGAUCCAGCAGCUGAGCUGCAAGCGGCUGGAAAGAAUGCCAGUGCAGUAUGUGCUUGGCGAGUGGGACUUUCAGGACCUGACUUUGAAGAUGAGACCCCCAGUAUUUAUUCCUCGUCCUGAAACAGAGGAUCUCAUCUCUUUGGUUGUGGAGGAGGAAUCUCGGAAACGUGGGGUGAAGAACUCGGCCUUCCAGGUUGUUGUCCCACCUCCUGUGAUCCUGGAGAUUGGCUGCGGUUCUGGAGCAAUUGCUCUGAGUCUCCUGUGCAAGAUACCACAGAGCCGAGUGUUAGCUGUGGAUAAAGAAGAGGCUGCUGUGGAUCUCACCAGGGAGAACAUCCAUAGGCUGCAACUCCAAGACAGGAUCCAUGUCCUCCACCAUAACGUUUCAUAUGGUUCUGCCAAACAUCUGCUACCCUGGGGCCCAAUGGACUUCAUAGUCAGUAACCCUCCAUAUGUCUUCCAUGAAGACAUGGCUUCCUUGGAUGCAGAGAUCCUCCGCUAUGAGGACCUUGAUGCAUUGGAUGGGGGAGAUGACGGGAUGAGAGUCAUCAAAACAAUUCUGACUCUGGCUCCUUCUCUUCUGAAGGAUUCUGGGAGUGUGUUUCUGGAAGUUGAUCCCAGACACCCAGGUAUGGUGGAGGAUUGGCUGUGUGAGCAUCCUGACUUGCUCCUCACCCUUCAUGCUGUUCACAAGGACUUUUGUGGCAAGCCUAGGUUUCUGCACAUCCAAAAGCAAAGCAGAUGACAACUGUACCAGAAACAACAUCCUUUCUUGCAGUAAGCUUUUUUGCUGGUGAGCCCGUCUUGAAUAGCUUGAUGAAAGCUGCGUGACAAAAGACAUCUCCAUUUUCUGGUUUAUGACUUCUCCAUGCAGUGACAGACCCCUCACUUCCAAUACAGAUUUAAUCUACAGUUGCAAAGGAUCACAAGAGUGUUUGGAAGUGUUUAACCUUCCUCAGGGAACUUCGUGAACCUCACUCUGUUCAAGUGACUCAUUAAGCUCAGGACCAAAUGAGGAAGAGUUCACAGCUCCAGAUAUUUCCUUGCUGUGAUAGCAAAUUUCAAGGAAAUAUGUUAAAGAUACAACUCGUCAACAUGUUGUAUCACUCACUUUGCCUAGAAAGAACAUCACCUUUUUUUAACCUUGAGAUAAAACUGAAAAUGUGACCAACCUGGGUGAUAAUGGUCCCAACUUUGGCAUAUAGUAUUUCAUGAGUGUGCAGUUAUAUAGUGGGACAUGACUAACUUGCACACUUCAAAUUCAAGUCUCUUUUUAGGAUCCUGAUGCUCCAAAAGGAAAGCAGCCUUUGUUUCCUAGUACUGUUGAAUGUCACUGAAGCAUCAUUACACAAGUUAUACCAUGAUUGCUUAGGACAGACAGAGUUCUGCAGCUCAGAUAAAGUCAUUUUGGUGAUAUGUGAGUUGAGGAGGAUUUUGGAAGAGAACAGACAACAAUCUAUGGAUCAAUUAGCCCCUUCCUUUGGAAUAUACUUGUUUGGACUAGAAGGGAAAGCCUUUUAUUUAGGUAGUUAAGGACCACAACUGGGAAAGCACCUCUCCCUGACAUACUUUCACUCCAUAUUUGUGGUUGUAUAGAGUCAGUUGAGAGGAAGGAGCUCUUGGUGUUGGUUAAAAUUAUCUGAAUCUACAGCACCUGAUACUUUAUGGAUGCUGCCAGAAACAAUAAAACCAUCAUAAGAAAGGUAGUGUUGUAUGUAGGUUAAAUUGAGUCUUAUAAGAAAUGCUUUACAACUGAGUUUUCAAACAUGCCAGCUGUUCUGAAUAAAUAUCUGGGAUCUUCAAAUUGCUUCUGAUAGUAAUACUAAUGCUUAACUUCCAGGUAGGGAUUUGGAUUGUAAGACUUUACAAAGAAGGCCAGAAUCACUGCUUCAGUUUCAGAGAAAUCAAAAAGGUGAGGGGAAAAAAAGUUAUACAGAAUUUGACAACAGGAUAAGUCUUAAGUAAGAUCCAGUCUCUUGGUACCCACGGGAUUAGCUGAGGUCCAUUUCUUUGUUGGGGAAGGAUGACUUAGGGCUGCCUGAAACAUCUUUGUAAGCUUUGUACAUGAAAUUAUGAGCCCUCGUUGGACUGUGCUACCUGCUGUGGUUUAGCACAGUAGAGCAAAUGGAUGGAAAGUGAGGAAAAAAGGUUCAGUUAGAGUGUACUUAAUCAUAGGUUUGGAAAUCAAGUUCCAGCCCAGCUGAUUCUGGCAGCAGUGAGUACAGAUUGUGGUCAGAAAUGUACUGUGGUGGUUUGUUUGUUUGUAGUAAAUAGUAACAAUAACAUCUUAGCGUCUUUAGCUGAGUUUCUCAGGCUUAGGCCUUUAAAUUUGGUUUCUGAAAUGUUUUGUCUGAGAGUUGACAGUAUUUAUGAAACACAGAGCUAACAAACACAGUGUACAUCUGCAGGAUACUUUAGAAGCUGGGUGAUACGUUGCCCAGUCCCUGAAUGCCUUCAAGACCAGGCUGGAUGUGGCUCUGGACAGCCUGGUCUGGUGGUUGGCAACCCUGCCUGUGGUGUGAGGGUUGAAACUGGAUGAUCUUUGAGGUCCUUUUCAACCCAGGCCAUUCUAUAGUUCUAUGAUAUCAGGGCACUAAAGAGCAUCAUGUUGCAUUUUUGUAGGGGAAGGCUGGUUCCUGCAGCAGGCUGUGAAGGAAGCUGCCCCUCUGUGAACACUGCUGGCUGAGCUGCAGGAUGCAGCCACCUUUUGUCAGAGCAAGCACUUGUUAGAGCUCUGAGCUCUUCUUCUGAGAGGUGGACUCUUGGUCUAAUCCAGUUGGGCAAGUGUUAAAUUCCUAUAUUUAUAGCAAAACCAAUAACAAACAUGCUUGUAUUUCUCUGGGCUUGCACUGCAUAGUGGUUACACGUCAGGAUAAUCACAUGGUGUUGCUGACCUUCUCAUAAAGACAAGAAUGAAGAAAAAUUGUUCUUCCUCCCAAGGGGCGGGAUUUGUCAGACCCGCAUCUGAGGGAAUGUGCUGCUGUAGUACAACGUGUUCUUCACUGCUUUGCACACAUUGGCCUGGGCUCCUUUUGGUACAGAAGCUCUGCGAAGCUCUUUGGAUGUGGUAGCUGCGAGAACCUCAGAUACUCCCAGAGCCCUCACUAAAGCACUGACUGUGUCUGUGAGCAUAAGGCUGUGCUGAUGCCAGCAAUCUCCUGUGCACGUCAGCUCUCUGCAGCCGUGCAGCUGCUCCCCUGAGCCUCAGAAAGGCUGAUGCUUUACAUAAUCGCUAUCAAAAUGCAUUUAAUUUUCUGGCAUCUCAGUGGGUCUUUGGAACUGUAUUGAAACGGCAAUUUGUUUCUGAAGUGAUGCUUUCAGAGAAGCCUUGUUUUCCUACAGGACCUUGAUGAGUGUGGUUCAGGUGUGUAUUUCUGGAGAGUGACCUGGUACAAAGUGCCUACCCAGACCUUGCUGGCCUUCUGAGCUGGGGACAGGCAAAGCUCGGUGUGUGGCAGAGCCCUGCAGAUGGUGCUGUGUUCCCAGCCUGCUGUGUCUGUGGGGAGCAGGUUUCCUGUGUGCUCUCAAUGUGGCAGAGUGCAGCCCCCCACCCCACAGUGGACUCAAUGGAUAUGGCUGCAAAGUGGGGCUUUAACUCCAUUCCUGUGCUGAGGUACAGGCCUAGUGUAGGGAGGCUGGGAGGGGUCCUUGUGACUGUGAUACAGGAGUUGUAACUGUGCUGGUUAUGGGAGGCCUGAAUCUCCCUCAGGGCUGCACUGAUCCAUAGCUUUUGACAGUCUGUUUUUGCUCUGGUGUAACUUCCAAGUAUACAUCCUGAAUUACAACUGCCACCCCUGCUUUUGUGUUCCAUUCAGAGUGUGGGGUGAAAGGGACUUCCUAAGAGCCUCAGAGAGUCUAAGACAUAUGCAGCAGGGAUGAGACCCCUUUCCAGGUGCAGAGCUGGCAAAAUGCAGAGGGACUCAGCAAAGGUGGCACAGGAAUCCUCUGGGGAGCCAGGUGACUGAAUGUGUGCAGGGUACUGGCCAGCACCCAGUUCUGUGAUGCAGGGUCAUAGAGUACAAUGGACUGGAUGAGAGUUCAUCAGUCAUCUAGCAUAAUUUCCCUGUCCAAGUAAGGAUCAGCUUGGCUUACAUCAUUCACGUUUACCUAACUUGACCUAUAAGGCUUCUGAUGAUGACUGGGAUUUUUGCACACAGUCUGUUCUGAUGCUUCUCUGUGCUUACAGCAGGAAAGUACCUUAGUACCUAGUUGUCCUUGCUUUCAUAGAAGCUGGGUGCUAUUCUUGUCUCGAGGUGUAGAAUUUGCUCUUUCCUCACAGCAGCUUCCCUGUAUUAGCCUGUUCCCUUACAGUCCUUAUUUCUGAGGAAAGACCAACAUAAUGUUUCUGUGGAUCGCUUUCUCACCCUUCUUUCCCUGCUGGAAAUGGAGGCAGAGCAUGCUGAAGGAUAGUGUGCUUCAAACAUGGUGCAGGGAGGUGUUUGUGCUUGUGGUGAUUGAAAUAACAGAGCUGCUACAGCUUCUGUUAUUGUGGGGAGAAGUUAUUUCCCAAGCAGUGGAGACCAGGCCAAAACUUGCAUUAAUGUUUUGUUUGUCUGGGCAAGUUUUCAAAAGCUGUAUUUAAAGUUUUAGUUUAGAAACUUGUUUUCUUCUGCUCAGGGUUGCAUCCAGAGGGACAAACACCCAGCGGGAGAAGUCUUCUCUCUCACAAUUGAGAUGAUGAUGAGAUUCCAAGAGAGACUUUAUCAAGUUCCUUCAGCCAAUUGCCUUUUUCAUGGAUGUUUUGAUGUGCUUUUAGUGAAGCGUGUGGGCUUUCAGAUGUUCCCCUUCCCUGUGGAGGGUCACCUCACAGCUUUUCUCUGCUGCUUUUGCCUGGCAGCUGCUUGCAAGGCUCAGCAUGAUUUGUACAGUGCCUGGUGAGUACAGCGAGUUAUUUAGAUAGCACUAUCCCUUUGCACCGGGUUCGUAGCCAAAUCGCACUUGUCAUUCAGUUGCUGAGGUUUGGGACAGGUUGCAUAAGCUACUGUAACAUCAGGGAUGUUCAAACAGCAUGCAGUAGUUACAGAAUCAGGCCUGUAACCAGCUCUCUCUUGCCUUGCAGUUGCCUCUUUGAGCCAGUUGGGCUUAGGAUGACAAGCCCAGGGUUCAGAUCCUGCACCUAACUUGUUCCCAGCAUUUGCAUUGAAGACUGAAGAGCUUCUGUAAUUAUGCCUGUGAGCAGGAGGUGGUGCCUUGCAGGAUGCUGAUCUGUGUGGUCUUUGUCCCUUGCCAUUCUGGUCUCACCCAUUACUACCAUGGUGGACAAGCCUUCUGAGGGCAGAGUAAAUGUAUAAGCAGUUUGCCAGAUUGCCUGUUCACUUGGGUUUGGGUUUUUGAUCCCUUCUGGAGACAGUAUGUAUGGGUAGUGUCAGACUUCAGGUAGAAAUAAUGGAGAAGAAUGGAGCAGGCUGAGGAGCAUGCUUGAAGUGAGUGGUGAGAUCACACUGACCUGUGUGCUCCAUGCACACUGCUCCAGAACUGGACCUGUGCUCAGAGCUUUGCGCAAAAUGCUGUGUGCAAAUGUACUGGAACACUUGCAAAAUCAGCUGUAUUUAAGGGAUUGUCUCUUUGACUGAACUGCUUUAAACUGCUUUCUCUCAUACCUGAAGAAAGAGAAAUCCACGUGCUGGAGAAUUUCAGUGUAGGGACAUAAGAGAGUUCUGCCUCAGAAUAUUUUAUGAGGCCCUCAUAUAGUGGGUGUGAAGUAGUCGGUUACUGUAGAAAGCUCUGACUGUCCUGUGGUACUCACCUCAAUCAUACCCAGGCAGAGAAUGAGCCAACAGCACUGUGCUGCAGUAAGAUAAGUCGGGUUUGUUUUGCUUAUUUUCAGUGAUGCUCGUGCAAAACCAAAGGAUGUGGGAGUAAGUCAAAGUACCACUGCUAGAUUUUCCACAAGUGCAUCUCUGAGCACAGUGAGAGCAUGACCCAGGCAAACCAACCGACAACAGAGUGAUGAGAAAGUUAGGUCUGCAUCCUGUUCACAGCAGCCAGUGGUGCUUUUGCAGUACAGGAGGAUGAAAUACAUCGUUGCUGCAGUGCUGCCACACGUUGUGGUCUCCAUGGUUUGCCUACUGUACAUGGUUCACAUCAGAACUGUAGUGUUAAAUAGCAGCUCCCUACCUCUAAAGGUCUUUGUCUUCAUCUUUUUCUUUUACAGUUUUUCAUUUUUCAGCAAACCUGAAAAGUCACUUUUCUUUGUCUUGCAUGCUCAUACAAUCUCAUUGAGAAUGGGCAUCAACAAGAAACUAGUUUCAGUUGCAGUGCUAUGACCAUAAGCGUGGCUACAUGAGCAGAGUUAUAGCAGGGUGUAAAGCCUUUGAACAAGCAUGCAAACAAACCGAUGCCUGGGGAGGAAAGUACCUCAUCCCUAUUAAGUACCUGAUCUGGUUUCAGCUUGUUGAAGUAGUCUCAGCCUUCAUUCUUUCUUCUGUGACAGCUGAGGUAUUUAGAGAUCAUCCUGCCCAUGGCACGAGGCAUCAGGAAACGGGUUUUCAUCUCUCAGGCUGGAGCUGCAGCAUGGCAAAGAAUCUGCAGUAUGGCAAAGAAGAGUCAGCCUUCCAAACAUCCAGGGCCAAUGCAGAUGGUAUAGGGAAAGAGCUCAGCUGUUCUUAAUGAUGCUUCUGUCAACCUCACUGGACUUGUUUCUCACUUCACUGAGUGAAGCAGUUCACUUGAGAGUUGGAAGCAGUUAUUGCUAUUCCCUUCUCUUUGCAUGAAGAAAAGAUGGGCGAAUGCAGCCUGAGAAGUGUUUGAUUUGAAGAGCCUCAACCUUGAGAUGUAGCAUGAGGGCAAUUUUCAGUGUGUGCUACAGCAUAGGCACUGUGGGGCACAGUGUGCUAUCGAGCAUCUGCUGCAGUGGAGUCCUGGAGUCCUGAACCUAGCAGCCUGAGCUGCUACAAAAGCAGCCUUGCCCAGCAGAGUGCCUUCUGAUUGCAAAAUCCUCACUGUUGGUCUGAAAUACACAUAAGUUUGUGUUGGGCUUUGAUGAUCCAGCUGUAAAUCCAGAGUAGGCAGCUGAAGUCUGAUCUCAGUGAAGUUGCCCUGCAUGUUCCAGCUGGGCUGAAGUUGGCCCACCUGGUGCUAUGCAGUAUUUGUGUUCCAUGAAACAAGGGUCCCCUCAUCAAUCUGAGCCUUUCCAGGGACUUGAGGUUGUUAAGCUGGUAAGACUUUUCUCCUUUUCCACCACCACUCAUCGAGGAUGACCUUCUCACCACCCCUUUUGACUUUGAGCCUGUUGCUUCUCUCAAGUCCUCCUCUAAUCCUUUGCAAGCCAAGCACAGUGUGUUUGUAUUGCUGUAGUGCUUAAAAGCUGUUCUCACAGGUUGUUCCAUCUCUCUCUCUAAGCUUUCAGUACUUACUUCUCCUGCCAGGGUCUUGUAUAACUCACCCUAUGCCAACACUGUUGGCUUUCAUGGGUAGAUUUCCUUAUGCUAGAUAAUUUAGAUUAAGCUUGUGACAGAAAAAUCCCACUCUAAAAUGCACUUUACUCCUGCACCGCUUUACAUCUGGUUUUGUGGCUGAUGGGCUUUGCUAGGGUGAAAGUCAUGCUGUUAGCAUGUGUUGUGUUUGCAGAUUAAGGCUAUCCUGCACUCAAACAAGACUUUUUAAUGCGUAUGGGCAGGGGGCACUCAGGCUGCAAGCAGUUUUUGUACUUCAGCUUCCAGGUCAGUGAGUUUUUUUGUCUCAUUAGUGUCAGCAGACAGUGGCCCUUUGUUCAGCAUUGUAACCUUUUCCGCCUUGAUGACACUCACACAUAUGUGAUGCAGAUCCUGAAUUGUGCAAUAAACUCCAUGGAUAAGUUCCAUAAGCCCAGCAAAGACAUCAUCUGUCUUACUUCAAGGAUCAACUGCGUGCCUUAUUGACCAGCGUUGAAGCCAAGGUUGUGGAGGCAGUGAAUUAUUCAUUUAUUUUGGCUUCUCCAUCCAUCAUGGCCUAUGUGGGAAAGGAAAGUGGCGUAAAUAGUGAGUGAAGUGUUUGUCUUUGAAUAGGUUGCCUUUGCCACAUCUAAAAUAUCAGGAUAAAUAUAUUAGUUAAGUAUUAUUUAAUUUAGCAACUAAAUAACAUAGUUUCUCAGAAGGGCCGGGAUGAGGAGGCCAGGAUUGGUCAUGAGCAUGAAUGGGCUGGAGUCAUGGGCACCCAAAUGUAGAGAUGAACACUGUUCAUCUCUGUUUAGAGAUGAUCUGGCUGUUGCUGGGACCCUGGUGGCACAGUAAAUGCUUGCAGCCCCAGUCUGCGACAGCUGGUGCCUGAUAGCAACUGCUCAUCCCAUGCAGAGUCUAGGAGGUAUCUCAGUGGUGAAGAAACUCAUGUGGGCACCUCAAGCAUCCCAGUGUUGUCCUACACAGGAGAGUGAUGCUUCCCUCAGGAGCUGACCUGCUGCUUUUGUGGCUGAAGAGGCCCUUUUUCUGUGCGCUGCUGACCCAGCAGUGCUUUACUCCUCCACCAAAGCUACGCUCAGUGCCCUGGUGCACUCACAUCUCUCUGUGCCUGCCCUCCUGCAGCCCUGCUGUUCGUGCUGUGGGUCCUUGCAGAAUUCCCUCCAUCCCGAUCCUUUUUGUCCCUAACAAAAAAGCCUUGCUCAGGCUUCUCAAGUUAAUAUGCAUCACUGUAACUCAGGACUGCUAUUUUCUGGGAAGUUCUGUCACUCUACGGCUUGUUUGUUCUUUUCUUUUCCCCUAUUCUUUAAUCAGAAUUAAGUAGUUCGUUUUUCAGCUUUCCCAUGAGGAUGCUGUGUCCCAGAUUUGGAUUUUAGAAGCACUUUGCUUUGUGAUUUCUGAAUUGUCAUUUGGAAUUAUAUCCAUUUUAAGUUGUUAUGCAACUUACUGCUGAUUUGGUAAGUAUACGCUGAUAGUCAUAGUAAGUGUAUUGUGUAGGAAAACAUGCUUUUAAUUGAUAAGAUCAGCUGCUACUUAGUAUGGAUUGAAACAUCUUAUCGUAUUCCCUAGAACAGGAAGUCCAUUGUUUGCAAUGUAAUGAAAGCUUGACGGUGCCAUUAUAACACCCAGGAAUGGCUUCAUCUAAGAAAGCAGGUAACGUUUUGUUCUGUAGUAUGAUGCAAUUCAUCUGAUCAUCUGAAAGAAGAUGAAAUAUUUCACAGCUGCUGUCAUGUCAGGGCAAGGCAAUAAAUGAUAUACGUGGUAUAAAAACCUCUAGGAUAAAAUAUGUGCAAUUUGCAAGUUCUGAAAUAGAGCUGCUGAGCUGCCAGAAGCAAAGCUGUUCCAAGUAGCUUUGGCAGGAACGUUUGUAUCAGAAUCAGUGCUCUUCAUCAAAUCAAACAAAGGUCUUCUUAAAAGCAGUUUUCCCAUCAGAACACUUUGGUGGUGCUUGGUUGUCUCUCUGUCCCUGUGAAGGUAGUGAGUGUUUCUUACCCUUCUUUGCACUGAGUGCAGAAGACUCAGCUUUCACAUCAGGACUCAAACCCAAGUCUCCAUAGUGAAAGUCCUAAAAAUUCCUUCUUUGCACGAGCUGCUCUUCUCUGGCUCCCACACAGGAGCAUGCUGUUCAAGCAGCUGCCAUCUUUCCUGCCUCUCACGCAGGGAAAGGACAGCGUGUGCUCAGUGCUGGGCCUUUGCCACCCCCCUGCUCCCCCUGCACAGGCAAAAUGGCAAACAUAGUCAUGGCUCUUCCUCUUUUCUGAGGUGCUGCCCAAACAAGCGGUACAGAUGUGUUCCAAUAAGACAUGGAAGGCUGGAACAGGGCUGAUAGCAUAUGUUAACUGGGAAGCUUUAGAAUUAUCAGCUCCCUACCUUCCUUUCCUGUUGCACUUUGCACUGUGAUGUGAUGCCUAACGGGUGAGAUUCUGUUGCUCGUGUGGAGGAGUGUUUCUCUGGUUGCCUUUCUGCAGUCGUCACUGCCGACAGUGGUGGGAGGUUAUGGGUUGGGAAACCAAACUGUAGUGUGGCUCACAGCACAGGUGAAAACGUUAUCAAUCUGAAAUGAAAUCCGUGAGGUUGUUAUGCCAUACGGUUGAAACAAACUGAUGCUGCAGAGACAGAUUACUUGCUUGUCUUAAGCAAACGUUUGCUUUGGGAGUAGAAUCCACAGCAGAUGAGCAGUUCUGUCAGGGCUGAGGCAUGGCAAAGGACUGCAGUGACAAUGCAGAUUUCUCAUGGCAGUUCAUGUACAGUCUGGACACCAGAAGUUACAGGCAAUAAAAUACUCCAUCAGAGAAGCAGGGGGCAGUUAGCAGUAUGCUGCUACUGCCUGUAGCAAGGCCAAGCUGUCAUGUUCACACACACUGCACCAAUUUAAAGACACUUUUUCCCCCCCAGUUUUUAUCAUUGGUAUCAGUUUAAAAAGAAAAGCCGUACCUAACAGGGAAUUCUGGGCUCUCCAUGAGUCAGAAAUAACAACAUCGACAGCUGUGCUGCAGAUGGAGAGAUGAGAAAAUGAGUGGCAGUUCCCAAGUUAGUGUAGAGCAGGCAGGUUCUCUGAGCUGGCUUAUGCUAUGAAGCCUUAAGGCUGUUAUUACUGCAAGGAUCUGGGAGCAGCACAUGAGGGCACAUGGGAGCAGGGUAUGAGGGCGCUUCCUGGAACUGUGCCACUGAAAUAGCACUGGGCAGGUUCCCAUGAGUGUGCUCAUCUGAUUUAUACAUCCGCAAGACAGCAAGAUGUCCCCAUUUGCAUCAAUUCGCAGAACUGGAUUAAGGUUUGGAGAACAGAGGAAUUCUUUGUUCCCUAAGCUAAGAUCUGGGUUUAGCUACGUCCAAAUUGAUACUUCAUGCAGGUCUGAGAAUGCCUUUGCUUGUUAUUAACCUGUACUCUGUGUGUCAUUUUUGCUCUCAAAGCGAGCCUUGGAAAGGCUGGCCUAAGGGCUGUGAUCCGAGACAUCCUCGCUCAGGUUACAGUACCAGAAACUGCAGGGAAACCCCAAUGCAAUGAAGCCAGCAGGAUUUUUUCCCCAUGAGUCGGCAGCUGGCAAUUAGUUCAUAGGGACACGUGGGGAGAAGUGACCCACAUUAAGAAAAGAACGCCCCUGUUUGAAGAAGCCGAGGGAGCUUCAGUGGCUAUAUCUGGCCAUUUGGGAUGGGUGGUUCAUCUGUGUCUUGGACCUUUGGAGUCUGUUUAAGACUGUGUAGUUCUGAGUAGGGCAGAAGUCUUAGAUAUGGGGCCUUGGCAAUGCUGGCUGACCUAUGGAAGGUGCAGGCAAUUGGUGGUGGGCAGAAAAGCCAACAAACAGGGGAAGGAGGUUGAGUAGAAAUGGGGCUGGGGGAAUCUCCUGUGAGAAUCUACCUUCAAAGUCAGGGAGCAGAGCAGUACAACUAGUCCACAGUGUGGGAGCCCUGCAGGAGCACAGAGCCAGGAGCCAUGCCCACACAGGAGCCAUCUGCAUUAGGUGCUAGCAGGAGGAGUGCAGGGAAAGAGCUAUGGAGGCAGCUGGGCAGCAGAGUAACUUUGAUACCAGAAGAAAUACGAUGGAUAAGUAUUGGGGCCAAUGUGUUUGCAGGGAUGGUUUCAAGGAGACUGUCCUGGUACAAACAGGGACGUUUAAUGCCAAGAUUCAAGAGUGCUGGGAACACUGUGUUUGGUUCUGUCAAUAAAGAAUGCUUACAUAGGAGCAGGUGCAGAACAGGGCUCAGAGGGUGAGUGAGGGCCAGAAAGCUCAGCAGAUGAGAGAAAACUAAAAGAGAUCAGUUUGUUUGGCUUAGCAAAACAAAGACUGGAAGAGGAAUGUGAUGUCUCUUCGUAAACACUUCAUUGCAAAGUAAAUACUAGAGGGGAAGGAGAGGCCUUAUAAUAAAGAUCAAUACUGGCACAAGGACAAAUUGGUACAAAUUUGCUAUUAAUAAACUUAGCCUGAAAAUUAGAUUUUGAGCCAUUAGAGGAGUGAGAUUUUGGAGCAGCAUCUCAAAGGGAGAAAUGGAAACUGAAGGAACCUGAGAAGCCUGCAGGAGCAAAGAAAGCAGAGAGUAACUUAAAUCUCUGACACAGUCUCAUUCUGUUUUGUGCAUGCCAGUGCUAUGGACAGCCCAAUCCUAACGUAUAGGCAGGAGAGCAAGUUGCAGCAGUCAGCAGCUGUAAUGGAGAACCAACAGCCAAGUUCUAAGUCAGCUGCAGGACAAGGGGAGUUUCAAGGUAGCUGAGCUAUGCAGAUAGCCAGCUUUGGCUGUAUCCCAGUGUUUGAGGACAGAGACUUCACCAACCUGGCUGAGGGUUGGGCCAUUUGACAGCAUCUUGCAGUAGCAAAACCUGCAGAGUAGGAUGCAAUUGUAAACUUUGCAUCUCUACUUCCCAGCUGCCAUUUUCUGUUCCCUUUUGGCACAGAUCUGUGUUGUGGCUGCAGUAAGGUAGCUUUGUCUCUGUGUCCAUCAUUCCUUAUAUGCUAUAUCUCUGUGUAUUUCUUUCCACUAAAGAUUAAAAUAUGUUCUGGGAUGUAUUUUGGGAAUACCUUUGGUGGAAACAACCUUUAUGCAUGAAACUGCAGAAGGAAGUUUAGCAGAGCUGCCUUUGCCAGAGAUGAUAGUGGGACCCUUUUGCAAACCGUCUUGAUUAGGUUUGUUUGGAAGUGUGGGAAGGUGUUUUGGUUGAGAGAAAAUGAAAUCAUGUCUUGGGUUGUGAGUGUUCUCACAACAGCUUUGUUGCCUUGGGUCAGAGCUGAGGGAUGCUUGCCUAUAAUGCAAGCUGAAGUUUUCAGGCUAGAAAAUAAGAGGAGAAUGUAAGGUAGAUAAGCCAAAAAUCAGCUAAAACAAAUUCUUCAAUCCUUAGUUGUGGUACAGAAAGGUAUUCCUAGAAAUGAUGACAGUUUAGAAUUGAGAUAAAGAAUGCAAGAAGAAAGCAAUAAUUAGAUGUUACUGGACAGAACUGAGAAUGAAAGGAGUAGCAGAGCAUGCAGAGCGUGUAUCUUUUUCAGCUCAUAAUGAGACAUGAACAUUCAGGCAGAGAAACAACUUAUUUCCCCUUCCUUCUGGCUGCAGAUCUGGAGAGCAUCAAGGAUUGACAGGCAAAAGCUGGAGGAGCACUGUUGCCUGUUCUGAAAAAGAAAACUCUGUUUCUACUCUGCAAUUUGCCAUAGAAUCCGUGGUGCAGCUCUGCUGAGUUUGCUUUUGCAUAGCAUUUUUCUGUUACUAAUAGACUUCAGUUAUUUAUUCCCCUGCAUGAUCCUGGCUUGGCAGUAAAACUAAGUAGAACAUUGGAAGGCUGCCAUUAAUGGAUGGAGUCGAUGCAUUGGAGGGAUGAGUAUAAAAAUUCCGUUUCCCAGAACAGGCUCAUAUCUGAUGAUGUGAAAUGUCACAGGUCUCUCAGAAGCAGCCAAUCUCCCUUGGCUGCUGCUCAUUAAAGCACAGGGGUCUUAGGUUUUCAAGUGAUCGUGGACCAACAUGGAGUUUUGGCAGGGAGAAGGGAAACCUUGCAGGACUAACACAGGUGUGGUCUGCAGGUAAUAGAUUUCCUUUCGCUCCUUUUCCUGCAAUAUCAAAAAUCUCAAAACUGAAGUUAAAGACUCAAGAACCUUAAUGUGACUCUUUCUUCUUCUAAGAACUUCCACAGAUUCUCCCGUGUGUUCCGUAUCAGUCUAAUGCAGGAGAUAUUGGGACUCUCCCCUGCAUAUACAAAUUUCUACUUCUUUCCUUUUGUUUUUCUUCCUCCCUCUGCCAUUCUUCCUCUUCUUUCCCUCCCAGUUUAAGUACAUUUCAGUCUUUCCCCUUACCUGUGCCCGCACUGAGGGUUAUUGCUAUGAGGUUGUUCUUCAGCCUUUUCACCUCUUGCUGCACUGACUUCAGUCUGGCUGUAGGUAAUGGGGGGUGAAGUAUGUGAAUCCCGCAGUGUGCACAUGAGCUCAGAUAGAAGAAGGUGGUUGAAUCUGGAAAGUGCUGCAGGAGAUGUAGCGAAAAGCCUAGCUAGAAUUUCCCUGUAAUGUGAACGCUCCUAUUUAUGGUUGUCAAGAUUUUUCCAUUGGAAGAAUAAAAUCCCUGCAUUGCAUAAUCAGUCUUUAUCUGAGAAGAUACACUCCCUCCUCCUGGCCCAUUUAGGGCGUCAAAACAACUCUAAUAGAAAGGGCGCCCCAUCUCCUUUCCUACCCUCCUAGCCCCUGUUCCUAUCUCCACAAUUAGCUUGGCAGCCGGGCUUGUUCUUCGUGCCGGUGCGGCAUGUUCACUUGCACUGACACGGUUUCCUUCUGCCGUGAAGGAAAAGGUUAAGAACUAAAAGAAGCUCUGCCAUCAUCCACAAGGUAUGAGGAGCCCAGCGCUGCUCCUGCCCUGUAGAAUUCCAGCACCUGAUGGACUGGACCUUGCGGCCUUCCCUGAAAGGCAAUCCAGUUUUAGGGAUUUAUAAAUACCCUUUGGUAAGGCAGAUGGGAGCGCGGUAGGACAGAACGCGGUACGUCCCCAUGAAUUGGUUCAGAAAGAAGCUCUGUGAGUCUGUUCUUGAACUAAACUGUGGUUGGUGCAAAAUGCAAUACGCCAACAAGCAAACCUUGGCAGUUUGGAUGUGGGAGGCAUCCCAUGCCCAGAAAUGUUUAACUGCUGCUUGCAGUUUUGUUGCGUGGAUGCAACAGAUGAAAAGAUGGGGCAGAUCGUGAUAGAGGGUAGAUCAAUAAAAUGAGGAAGAAGAAGGUCUGCAGGAAAUGGGGGUUACCCCGUCUUUCCCCUUUCCUGGCUGGGGUCUGUCUUCCACAGUCUUUGUAGAAGACUUUGGAGAUGAUGCCUCUUAAUAUCUUAAUAGCCACGUCACUAGCUGGGAUUAUGAAGUGUGCCACUUCUUCUGCCCAAAGUUGAUGAAUAUUGCAGAAGGAGGAAGAAGGAAGACUGGUGUGAUGCAGCAGUCCAUGUUCAAGGCACUAGUGCCAACCUUUGGUGAGGAAAUCCACCCGAAGGAGGCUGAUGUGGUGCAAUGCCCUGAGAAGACCCAUGCAAACAAGAAACUACGCCGGUUGAACUCGUCAGACUUUUUCUUCUGUGCUGCCACUGGCCAGAGGGGGCAAUGCUGAACCAUCUCUGCAAGUGGUGAGACAUUUGCUUCUCGUUUCACAGGGUCAGAGAGACAGUAUAAAAGUGAAGUUUAACUGCAAAUAUGCCAUAUCACAAUAUUUGUGAGGGAGUUUUCUUUUAACCUGUUAGUACAAACGUGUAGUGCUCACUUUAAGAACUUUUCCAGAGUGCUUACAGCUUUGCCGUGCUUGAGCCAUUCAGCUGGACACCUGUAGGAAGCACCUGAAAUGCAGCACACAGAGUGACCUGUUUUACAACUUUGGUCCACAACACACCUGUAAUUUUCCACCUGAAACCCUGAUGCUGCUGGGAGGAGCUGGUGGGAGUGUGACUGGUGGCAGGUGACUCACGGCCUGACUGCCCCACUGGGAUAAAAUCUCUGCAGAGAGGGUUUGAAGGAUCACCUGCUUUGAUCACAUGGGCUCACGUGGAGGCUUGUCUCCAGCCUCCUGUCUGCUGACAGACAUCUUAUUUGGAGGCAGCUGCUCACAUCCUGCUCACAGCACUUUGCAGUGAUGUUAGCAGAAGGAUCUCCAAGAAGUGUAUUUACGCUGUAACACACUGUGGCUGGGUUUAGGUUUAGUACCAGGUACUCUGGGUUCUAUGUUUUAUUCUCUGAAGUGACGUCAAGAACAUGACCAAGUUAUUUGGAAGUGUUUGCUUUCUAAAGCCUGUCUGUUGGGUUCUGCCUCUGCUCCUCCCUGGAGACCCAGAAGAGUUUGGGCACAGGCUCAGCUUGCAGUAGUGCAAAACUCUCUGGCAGAGAACAGGUCUCUUGAUGUGGAUAUGGAUUCCUUUUUCACUGAUUUGACCUCCUUUCCUCACUGUCAGGGUAGAAAUAUUGUGGCCCCAUGAACUCAGGCACUCAUUCUUAUGCAAUGUGAGCAGUGAUGUGAUUUACCGUCACUCAUGAAAACAUCCCAAUUCUCAUUUGGUCUGGUGCUGGUUUACUUUCCUAGCUUGAAAGGUGCACUGAGACGUGAAACCAGGAGGGCUUUACAUCGUGUAAAGCACAUUGUGUUUUCCAAGAAAGUGCCUCCCUGUGCUGCAGGAUGCAGUGUGUUCUGUGGCCUUGGGAUGCACAGAGCUGAAACUCCUCCACAGCAAGUGACUGACUACAGCCAGAGCCAUUCCUGCCCUCAUGUCCAUGUGAGUAGCCCCUGCUCUGUGCCACCAGAGGCUCCUGCAGACAGGCAGCCUGUGGCUGACUUGGCUUGACAACCUGAGCUCUGUUGGAGCAGUAGGGUCACAUCUGUAGGCUGGGGAUUAAUCAGGGAUGCAAGGGAAGGCAAAACACCUGAGCACAGCGAGGCUUGUAGGACUUGUAAAGAUGAGGAAAACUCUGCUACCUUUUUGAGGUUGACUGCCUUAAUCAGAGCAGGCAGCAAAACUCUCUGCUGGCUCAGAAAGCCUUGCUGUGCACAGAACCUUUGUGGUGCCCAGGAGGGCAUGGUGUGCAGCAGCACUGCAGUGAAGGAGGCACUCACUGAACCUGGCAGCAAGAACAUGGCUUGUCUUGGUGUGACUGCAGCUGAGGAGUAUAUAAACCUAGACACCUAGAAGGCACUGGAUCCUCCAAUAGAACAAUCUGGGCACUGACACAGGUGCAAGUCGGCCAGGCUGGAUGUGCUUUACUUUCACCAUUUAGCCCCAAGGAAGUUCCUGAUCUCAGAAGUUCAGCUGGGUGUCAGCUUCCAGCUGAGUCAAUAUAAGGAACGAAGGCUGCACAGGGGUUGCUCUCCUGCUCAUCAGACUUGAGCAGAAUUAGUUAAAAAUGUAAAACAGGUGAAUUGUUUUUCCUGAAGGAAGACUUUCCCAAAGAAUUGGAUAACCUAUUUUUUGCUUUCUUUAAAACAAUCUUGGUGGUGUGAAGGGAGCUGCAGUGGUGGGCAGACCAAGGCUGUCUCAUCAUGGGCCUGUGAUCUUCAUUGGAGGAAGCGAGGGAUUCCUGGAAUCGCAUUGUAUUCGCAUCACUCUUCCGAUAGCAGCCACGCGAGGAGAAA